Messenger RNA from Thrips palmi, 418 nucleotides. RefSeq lists its product as uncharacterized. The transcript has 3 exons. Lineage: Eukaryota; Metazoa; Arthropoda; Insecta; Thysanoptera; Thripidae. The coding region runs from base 1 to 345 and encodes 114 amino acids. The record is from RefSeq and is a predicted model, not a curated record.
AUGGUUGCCAAUCCUGCUCACAAAAUUGUUGAUGGAAUUUCAGUGCUCCCAGCAGCAGCGUGCCCACCCAGACGACGAAGCACCAAUUCUGCGACAAAGCAUGGAAAAUUACUCUCCAUCAUAACACCUCAGAAUGGAAUCUAUGGCCUCACCUUCACAACACGGCGGGUACAAACCACGGUGAACACUUUCAGGUUUCAGCGCGGCCUGGAACGUUGCCGAAGGCAUGAACUCACCCUGAACAUGGUGAUGCACUGCGAUGAGCACUUGCUGCCCGAGCCCAAUAAUACCAUUCGGGAUAGCGAAACAGCGAUGGACACUACGAGAUGGCAUCACCGAAAAUGAGAUACUCGACACGACACCUUUCGUACGUACCUGAAAAGGAUCACUCGUUGAUAGGUGAUACCAGUAGUGGUUU